AUGAAUAUGUUGGAUGAUGAAGAUGACCAAAGCUUUCACGCUACGCGUGACGGCUACUCCCAUUUGAGCGAUGUCGAAUGGGAUGCGGUUGAACGAAUGGGUUCGACCAUGGGCAUCCAUGCUGUUAGCGUCAUGCUAGAGGCUCUCAAUAGAGAUGCCCAACAUGUUACUAUCGCCAAGUUCAUUCAAAAUGAACUUGACGCAGAACGCGAGAAAGUAGCCUUGCUUCACCAACAAGGUUCUCAACAAGCAGAGUUGUUGAGAGAACAAGGUGCUCAACAGUUUGAACUGUUGAGACAGCAGCAGGCUGCUGCUGGCGGGUCGAUGCACUCGCGUCGGCCCGAGACUUUGAAGAUUGACAUCUCAAAGGCGCGUCGCAUCGACGACGGGGAUAUGCAAGUUGCAUUUGCCCAGUCAAAUCUGGCAGGACGUGCCAAGACUUGGGCACUGGGGCUCAAGCUGCACGACCCAUACGCGUUUGGGUCGUUGGAAGUCUUCAAGUCGCGGCCUCAGACAAACGUUUGA
Molecule: messenger RNA, 525 nt
Organism: Peronospora matthiolae
Lineage: Eukaryota; Oomycota; Peronosporomycetes; Peronosporales; Peronosporaceae
Source: the annotation of a GenBank genome assembly